Molecule: messenger RNA, 342 nt
Organism: Desarmillaria tabescens
Lineage: Eukaryota; Fungi; Basidiomycota; Agaricomycetes; Agaricales; Physalacriaceae
Exons: 2
Source: RefSeq, a predicted model, not a curated record
UUCACCGCUAACGGGAUCAUAUGCGGCCUAGACCUACCCCCCCUGUUCAAAGUUCGAAAGUCAUUAUCGGACAAGCCAAGCACGCUAUCGCAAAAAAUAACAAUUAUGGGAUUAGGGUCAAGAUAUUUCAAGGAGGCGAUGGAGGAACCGAAAGAGGUGAGCCUGAUGGUGGAAAGGGAGUUCAAGCAAGAGGCGCUAGAACAAUGGAGACCAACCACGUACCACAGUUUCGACGCAAUGGAGUCUACCAACCGAUACUUCAGGAGAAUUAUAGAGGGAGAAAGCGAGGAGGUAAUGCCGAUAUCGAAGGAAGUAGAUCCCAAUGGAGCGCUGCAGCAACUC